Lethenteron reissneri (Far Eastern brook lamprey) is the source of this 2211-nucleotide messenger RNA. Its product is annotated as protein krueppel-like. Gene Ontology annotation, biological process: regulation of DNA-templated transcription. Gene Ontology annotation, molecular function: RNA polymerase II cis-regulatory region sequence-specific DNA binding; DNA-binding transcription factor activity, RNA polymerase II-specific. Lineage: Eukaryota; Metazoa; Chordata; Hyperoartia; Petromyzontiformes; Petromyzontidae. The record is from RefSeq and is a predicted model, not a curated record.
CACCCGGGAACUCCCCCCUCCCCCACGCGCCUCCGCGUGACGUCACGAGAUCCUGGAACCAGGAAGUGGAGCAGGGAGUCGACUCGUGGCUCUGUUCGCCGCUUAAUUUGAUCCGCGAGAAUCGAUCGCAUGGAGAAAAGACCCUCGACACAGCCCAGUGCUAAAAGGCACCAAUGUGACAAGUGUCAAUACAGCACGGAUCGCCGUGGACAUUUGAAGCAGCACCAGAGAACACACACGGGCGAGAAGCCCUUCAAGUGCACUCUGUGUGGGAAGACGUUUGCAGAGUCAGGAACUCUUAAGAAACAUUAUAGAACACACACGGGUGAGAAGCCCUUCAAGUGCAGUGUGUGUGAGAAGGCAUUUUCUCGUUCACAUGCUCUUCAUAUCCAUCGGAGAACACACACGGGUGAGAAGCCCUUCAAGUGCACUGUGUGCAAGAAGGCAUAUGCUAAUUCAAGAAAUCUUCCUUUUCAUCAGAGAACACACACAGGUGAGAAGCCCUUCAAGUGCACUGUGUGUGGGAAGGGGUUUGCACGGUUAGAAGCCUGAAAGAAGCAUGAGAAGACCCACAUGGAGACAGAGGUGGAAUCGAGAAGUAAAAGUCAAAGUGCUGCACUGAUCCCAUCUCGCGUGAAACAAGAACUAGAAGACAACCCCAGCUUGGCAACAUCACCAGCAGUGAAGGUGGAAUGUGAAGAUGAAAAUUUUACUCCAGAACCCAGCCUCCAGGUGGAUAAAGACAGUGUGAAGCAGGAGAAGCAGGAGGAUUUUGAAGGAGAGCGAGGCGACUCCCAGGAGUUUGUGGAUGUGGAGGUGUGGGUGGAGUUUUUGGGGGAGCGGUCCUGGAGCGGUUAGCGUGCUGCGCAACACACACACUUACAGAGUGUACACAGUGGAGAAGGUGAAAUACAUUUUUUUUUAAUUGAAAGUGCUGCAAUGAGCCCAUCUCUUAUGAAACAAGAACCAGUAAAAAUUAUGUUUUGACAACAUGACCAGGAGUGACGGUGAAAUUUUAAGAUCAAAAUUCGACUCCAGGAACCGACCUACAAGUCGAUGGAGGCAGCGUGAAGCAGGAUAAUUCUGAUCCCCAGGAGUUUGUGGAGGUGUGCGUGAACUUUUUGGACAUAGCUGAGGAGGGGCCAGUACAACGGUGCAUCUUUUUGGGACAUGCUUUAGAGGGUUUCGGUCUAUACUCGAAACCCUAGCUAGCAUCGCUGUGGUUUAGAUUAUAGUGGGGCCCCUGUUUCACGCGACGCCCCAAAUGCCCGUGUGCGGAAUAUAACAAAGACCACUGCCCGUAUAUUCCAGAUUUAUAGUAUUUACUUAGAAUUUAAAUUUUAUAAGUUUUAAAUUGUCAAAUGGUAACAGGCCUGCAACUUCUCCGGAGGAGUGCACACAUCACGAGCAAUUAUACCAACCCAAAUGGUCUUCGCAGCAGCUCACUAAGCGUUCCCUUCACGGCAGCAGCAGGUGGUUCCCCGUGAUUCCCCACCCCUGGCCCCAAAAACAAUUGUAGCGGAGGACGACCCACUAGUAAAUGGACCAACCGUCCACCGCAGAACCCCAGUCGAUCACCCCCAGGCUGGACUCCAAGGCGAUGGUUGCGGUGCUGACUCACCAGCACGGCUGGGGAGGAGGAGUUUCCCCGUGGUCGGCACAGUCUCACGUCUCCAGCACGGCAGCCGCAUCGAGCAGGAUGAGCGGAAUGGAAUCCCCACCCCUACAGUCUCCGCAGCAUACCCUUUAUUGAGUCGCACCCUUGUUUUUUUCCAUAUUGAUUAGCACGGCAUGCCCAUGAGUCCAAACCCUCGUGCUCCCGAGCUGAUCUAAUCCCCCGCACACCUGCAACCACUUUCGCACAAAGCCACCCCCGCGCGUCCCUCGCUCCUCAAUCAAAAGACACCCUGCCCCCAAAGCUAUCACUCUAACUGCGACAGCCAGCAUGUGUGAAAUUGCGUCCAGAGAAGAUGUGUAACCGAGAGUUUGAGACCGAUGUUCCAUAGCAUUCACAUACAGGUGUAGGUGUCAUCCAAUUGGAGAUGAGCUUUCUGUCCUUAUGAUGUAAUUAAUUGCAGAAGAGAAUUAGUUGAUAUGGAAUGCAUACUGCCUAUUAAAAACAUUAUUUAGGGGCAUAUUUUGAUAUAUAUGAAAUGAUUAUGUAUACAUUUUAACUGUUGGACAUUUCUAUUAAAAUUACUGCCAGGUGUG